Messenger RNA from Alosa alosa (allis shad), 1333 nucleotides. RefSeq names its product wingless-type MMTV integration site family, member 9A (gene wnt9a). Gene Ontology annotation, molecular function: frizzled binding; cytokine activity. The transcript is spliced from 4 exons. Gene Ontology annotation, biological process: cell fate commitment; multicellular organism development; neuron differentiation. Gene Ontology annotation, cellular component: extracellular region. Bases 32 to 1165 code for a protein of 377 amino acids. Lineage: Eukaryota; Metazoa; Chordata; Actinopteri; Clupeiformes; Clupeidae. The record is from RefSeq and is a predicted model, not a curated record.
ACGAAAUGAUCUGCCCUAGAGCCGUUGCAAAAUGCUGGAUGGACACCUACUCCUGGGAUGGUUAUCAUUCACAGUUAUAGUGUACCUUUUCAGCUUGCCUGGACCGACUACAGCUUAUUUCGGGCUGACAGGUAAUGAACCCCUGUCCAUCCUGCCGUUGAGCUCGCAGCCGGAGGAGAGGGUGGCCAAGGCCCACUACAAGCUGUGCGACCGGCUCAAGCUUGAGAAGAAGCAGCGGCGCAUGUGCCGCCGUGACCCGGGUGUGGCCGAGACGCUGAUGGAGGCCAUUACCCUGAGUGUCCUGGAGUGCCAGUACCAGUUCCGCUACGAGCGCUGGAACUGCACCCUCGAGGGGCGCUAUCGAGCCAACAUUCUCAAGAGAGGGUUUAAGGAGACGGCCUUUCUGUAUGCCAUCUCCUCCGCUGGCUUGACCCACGCCAUGGCCAAGGCCUGCAGUGCGGGUCGCAUGGAACGCUGUACCUGUGACGAGGCCCCGGACCUGGAGAACCGCAAGGCCUGGCAGUGGGGCGGCUGUGGAGACAACCUCAAGUACAGCAACAAGUUUGUUAAGGACUUCCUGGGCAAAAGGUCCAACAAAGAUAUCCGCGCCCGGGUGGACAUGCACAACACCAAUGUUGGCAUGAAGGUGAUCAAAGCUGGGGUGGAGACGACCUGCAAGUGCCAUGGCGUGUCCGGCUCCUGCACAGUCCAGACGUGCUGGCGGCAGCUCUCGCCGUUCCACGAGAUCAGCAAACAGCUCAAGCAGCGCUACGAGACCUCGCUCAAGGUGGGCAGCUUUACCAACGAGGUCACUGGCAAGGGCGACAUCUCUCAGAGCCGCGCCCAGCAGCAACAACAACAGCAGCAGCAGCAGCAGCAGCAGCAGCCCGCAGUGCUGGGUCCACGGGACCAGAUCCCCCGGACCAUGGACCUGCUGCACAUCGAGGACUCGCCCAGCUUCUGCCGGGCCAGCAAGUACUCGGCAGGCACGUCCGCCCGCAAGUGCUACAAGGACAAGAACUGUGAUGCCAUCUGCUGCGGCCGCGGCCACAACACCCAGAGCCGCGUGGUGACGCGCCCGUGCCAGUGUCAGGUGCGCUGGUGCUGCUAUGUGGAAUGCAAGCAAUGCACGCAGAGAGAGGAGGUGUACACCUGCAAGGGUUAGGGGCGGGGGAGGGGGGCACACACUCUCUCUCUCUCUCUCUGUCUGUUUAUCUCUGUCUCUCCAUCUUUCCAUCUCUCUCAUCACCUCUGUGUCAUUGUGCUGAAAAGGGUAAAGAUGAAAGAGACAGAAAGUGAGUGAGAGAGAAGAGGGUGGGCAUGGAGUUUGCAG